AUGGGCAGACAACGCCGCUACUCGUACUCCGAAUCCGAGACCGAUUACUCGGAGUCGGACAUCUCAAUGAUGGAGUAUCCCCGCAGACAGCAUCAUAGGAGGCGCUCCGUUUCCCGCACCCGCUUCAGCCCCAGCUUCAGCAACACCUACUUGAGCCCAAACACCGUGCACGAAGACGUCCGCAUCCACCGCUCCGCCUCGACAGGCGCUCGGCGCACCCGUGAAGAGCGCGACCGGCGAGAGCGUGAGCGUGAGCACCGUGAGCACCGUGAACACCGUGAGCGUGACCGCGAACGUGACCAUCGCGAUCGCGAUCGCCUGGAGCGGGAUCGUGUCCAGCCCACUGCUGUCAUCGUCGACAUCAAGAACGAGUCUCGCAAUACGAGCUCCAACCAGAAACGCAAGCAGCAUCGCGAAUCGUCCUCCCACCACCAGGAAGACAACCAGUAUCUUGAUAUAUAUGAUUCAGAGGACGAGACUGUCCUACGGCGUCAGCAGCAUCGCCGCCGUCCCCGUGCCAGUACUAGUGUCUCCCGGUCCCGUGAUCCCUCGCCGUACCCGGUGCUUCAGCCGGCUCUUCAGCCCCCCCGUGAUUUUGACCUUGUUAUCGACCAGCGACUGCUCGAGAAGAAUGAUCAGAAACAGGAUCUGGAGAUCCUUCAGCAGCAGCGGGAUAUUAGACGUCUUGAGCGUGAACUAGCUCGCCAUCGUGAAUAUGCGGAGCAGCACCCGGAGGUCCGUCUGGUGAGGGAGGAGGAGGAGCGAUAUGAGGAUGACAUCAGUGAUCGGCUACGACGACUCCAGCGAUACGAGGAGUCCGAACGCCUAGAGGAGGAGAAGCGCAAGGCUGAACGCCGCUACCGGCUCCAGAGACUUGAGCAGGCGGAGAAAGAGGCCGCUGAACAGGAGGAGGUACGCGAGAAACUCAAGCAUGAAAGGCUCAAGGAGCUGCAGCGCAAGAUUGAGGAAGAGGAAGAGCGUGAGAGGAUCAAGAAACAAAUCAAAGAUGAGGAGGCUCGGAUCGCCCUUGCGGAAGCCGAGAGAAAGGCAAAGGAGGCCGCCAUGAAACAGGCCGCCGUCGAGGAGUGGAAGCUCGCCGAAGAACGCCGCAGAAUUGCAGAGCGCGAGGCGGCCGCGAGGCGUGACAAAGAGUUCAGGGAACGCCUGAGGCUGGAAUUCGGCUACACCGAGGAAGAGAUCGAAGACAUUAUCAACAAGAAGCACAAGAAGGACAAGAAGGAAGAAAAGAAAGAGGAAAAGAAGGAGGAGAAAAAAGAAAAAGAAGAGAAGAAGAAGGAAAAGGAGGAUGAAAAAGAAAAGGAGAGGGAUGACCGCAAGGCGACUUGGAUCAAGGUCCACCGCAAGCAUCUGCUCCCCGAUACACUAAUGGCCUAUCGGCUCCCUUGGGCCUGGGAUGAACUCGACGGCAACUAUAUCAUCAUCAAAACAUGGAUCAGCGAAGAACUCCAGGAGGAACUUUUUGCGCACACCCGCCGUCUACGCGACGGCAAGCUCGUCACUGAGACAUCCAGCACCCUGACCGAAUUGAAAGUGAACGACAGGAAGAAGGACAAAAUGUACCUUGUGCGGAAGAAGAGCCCCAGCCGGCGGUCGUGGAUCUUCACUUGA
Aspergillus calidoustus is the source of this 1629-nucleotide messenger RNA. Lineage: Eukaryota; Fungi; Ascomycota; Eurotiomycetes; Eurotiales; Aspergillaceae. The record is from the annotation of a GenBank genome assembly.